AUGUCUCUCCUCCCUGAGCCUUUCGCCAGCAUCCCGAGGGAAUCCUUCCUCUUCGGCCCCUCUCCCAUCGAGCCCCUCCCCCGCAUUUCUGCUGCUCUGGGUGGAAAGGUCAACGUCUACGCUAAGCGUGAGGACUGCAACUCCGGCCUCGCCUACGGUGGUAACAAGACCCGUAAGCUUGAAUACCUUGCUUCCGAUGCUCUCGCUCAGGGUUGCGAUACUCUCGUCAGUAUCGGUGGUGUCCAGUCCAACCACACCCGCCAGGUGACCGCCGUUGCCGCCAAGCUCGGCCUCAAGGCCGCCCUGGUCCAGGAGAAGUGGGUUGACUGGGAGGACGUCGUCUACGACAAGGUCGGCAACAUCCAACUGUCCCGCCUGAUGGGCGCCGACGUCCGUCUUGACCCCUCCAAGUUCGGCAUCGAGCACAAGAACACCCUCGCUUCUCUCAAGGAGGAGAUCCUGGCCGCUGGCCGCAAGCCAUACUACAUCCCGGCCGGUGCUUCUGACCACCCCCUCGGCGGUCUCGGCUUCGCCCGCUGGGCUUUCGAGGUUGAGGCUCAGGAGAAGGAACUCGGUGUCUUCUUUGAUACUAUUAUCGUCUGCGCUGUUACUGGAUCCACGAUGGCCGGCAUGGUCGCUGGUUUCAAGCUUGCGCAAAAGAAGGGCUCGCCCAAGCGCAAGGUUAUCGGCAUCGACGCCUCCGCGACAGUGGAGCAGACUUUCGACCAGGUGCUGCGCAUUGCCAAGAACACCGGUGUCAAGAUCGGUCUUGAGGAGGGUGACAUUACUAAGGAGGACAUUAUUCUGGAUGACCGCUUCCACGGCGGCAUCUACGGUGUUCCCGACCAGACCACCAUUGACGCCAUUAAGUUUGGCGCGAGUACCGAGGGCUUCAUCACUGACCCCGUCUACGAGGGCAAGAGUCUUGCUGGUAUGAUGGCUUUGAUUAAGAACGGCGAGAUCCCUGCGGGAAGCAAUGUUUUGUACGCUCACUUGGGCGGCCAGUUGGCGCUCAACGCCUACUCCGGCAUGUAA
This is a messenger RNA of Colletotrichum karsti, 1035 nucleotides long. RefSeq names its product 1-aminocyclopropane-1-carboxylate deaminase. Gene Ontology annotation, biological process: amine catabolic process. NCBI's taxonomy places the organism in Eukaryota, Fungi, Ascomycota, Sordariomycetes, Glomerellales, Glomerellaceae. Gene Ontology annotation, molecular function: 1-aminocyclopropane-1-carboxylate deaminase activity; pyridoxal phosphate binding; D-cysteine desulfhydrase activity. The record is from RefSeq and is a predicted model, not a curated record. Bases 1 to 1035 code for a protein of 344 amino acids. The transcript is spliced from 2 exons.